Molecule: messenger RNA, 303 nt
Organism: Trichoderma gamsii
Lineage: Eukaryota; Fungi; Ascomycota; Sordariomycetes; Hypocreales; Hypocreaceae
Exons: 1
Coding region: 1-303 (100 amino acids)
Source: RefSeq, a predicted model, not a curated record
AUGAAGCUCUACGUUGGCAACGACACUUGUGCGCGAGCCGCCCAGCUGGUUGCUAACGAACUUGACGUUAGACAUGAACUUGUUUAUGUCGACGUCCUUACCAAGGCUACGUCAAAUGGAGAGGAUUUUGCAACCAUAAAUCCCCUUCUUUAUGUCCCUGCUCUUAGACUAGAUAACUAUGACCAGGACCAUCACUAUCUCUUCCUACUUGGCCGACCAGGACCCAGAAUCUGGAAUGCUUCCACCGCCUGGUACCUUGGAACGCGUGAAGGCAGACCAGUUCCUAGUUCAGAUUACGACUGA